This is a messenger RNA of Nakaseomyces glabratus, 1461 nucleotides long. It is a transcript of the gene HXK2, whose product is annotated as HXK2. Gene Ontology annotation, cellular component: mitochondrion; cytosol. The record is from RefSeq and is a predicted model, not a curated record. NCBI's taxonomy places the organism in Eukaryota, Fungi, Ascomycota, Saccharomycetes, Saccharomycetales, Saccharomycetaceae. Gene Ontology annotation, molecular function: fructokinase activity; mannokinase activity; glucokinase activity. Gene Ontology annotation, biological process: carbohydrate phosphorylation; glycolytic process; glucose 6-phosphate metabolic process.
AUGGUUCAUUUAGGUCCAAAAAAGCCACCUGCUAGAAAGGGUUCUAUGGUUGACAUGCCAAAGGAUCUUCUUGAUGAGAUCAAGAAGUUCGAGGACAUGUUCUCCGUUGACGCUGCCACUUUGCAAAAAGUCACCAAGCACUUCAUCAGCGAAUUGUCCAAGGGUUUGUCCAAGGAAGGUGGUAACAUCCCUAUGAUCCCAGCCUGGGUUAUGGAAAACCCAACUGGUAAGGAGAAAGGUGACUUCUUGGCCAUUGACUUGGGUGGUACCAACUUGAGAGUUGUCCUAGUCAAGCUAGGUGGUGACCGUACUUUCGACACCACUCAGUCCAAGUACAAGUUGCCUGGUCCUAUGAGAACCACCAAGGACCCAGAAGAAAUCUGGAGCUUCAUCGCUGAUUCCUUGGAGACCUUCAUCAAGGAGCAAUUCCCAGAGGGUUGCAACGAGACUCUGCCAUUGGGUUUCACUUUCUCCUUCCCAGCUUCCCAGGACAAGAUCAACCAAGGUGUCUUGCAAAGAUGGACCAAGGGUUUCGACAUCCCAAACAUUGAAGGCCACGAUGUUAUCCCAAUGUUGCAAAAGCAAAUCGAAAAGAGAAACUUGCCAAUUGACAUUGUCGCUUUGAUCAACGACACUACCGGUACUUUGGUUGCCUCCUUGUACACCGAUGGUGAAACCAAGAUGGGUGUCAUCUUCGGUACCGGUGUCAACGGUGCUUACUACGAUGUCGUCUCUGACAUUCCAAAGCUGGAAGGUAAGCUUGCCGACGAUAUCCCAUCUUCUUCCUUGAUGGCCAUCAACUGUGAGUACGGUUCCUUCGACAACGAACACGUCGUCUUGCCAAGAAACAAGUACGAUAUCGCCAUCGAUGAAGAAUCCCCAAGACCAGGUCAACAAACUUUCGAAAAGAUGUCCUCCGGUUACUACUUGGGUGAACUGCUACGUCUAGCCCUUUUGGACCUAUACAACCAAGGUUUGAUCUUCAAGGGCCAAGACGUCCAAAAGUUGAAGGAAGCUUACAUCAUGGACACUUCUUACCCAUCCAGAAUCGAAGACGAUCCUUUCGAAAACUUGGAAGACACUGACGAAUUGUUCCAAGCUGACUUGGGUAUCCAAACUACUGUCCAAGAACGUAAGUUGAUCAGACGCCUGUGUGAAUUGAUCGGUACCAGAUCUGCUAGAUUGUCCGUCUGUGGUAUCGCUGCCAUCUGUCAAAAGAGAGGCUACGAAACCGCCCACAUUGCUGCUGACGGUUCCGUCUUCAACAAGUACCCAGGCUUCCAACAAAGAGCUGCCGAAGGUUUGAGAGACAUUUACGGCUGGAAGGAAGACAAGCCACAAAACUACCCAAUUGUCAUCGUCGCUGCCGAGGAUGGUUCUGGUGCUGGUGCCGCUAUUAUUGCUGCCUUGGCCCAAAAGAGAAUCGCUGAAGGUAAGUCUUUGGGUGUUAUUGGUGCUUAA